Messenger RNA from Mesorhabditis spiculigera, 3711 nucleotides. NCBI's taxonomy places the organism in Eukaryota, Metazoa, Nematoda, Chromadorea, Rhabditida, Rhabditidae. The record is from the annotation of a GenBank genome assembly.
AUGUCGUUUCUACCACUAAUUGGCGGAAUCGGAAUCCGAUAUUACGGCUUCCCUUUUGAGCACUACUUCGCCACGAUCUUCACGAUUACGGUAGCUUUCUAUGCUUCGGUUGUCACAAAUUCAGUGUUCCAGCUGGGGCUGCUCUAUCGCCUGCUAAUUCUAUAUGAGCAUUCAUGGCCGAUGCGGAGGAAGCGGAACCUAUUUUUGUUGCUAGUCCCGCUGCAUCAUGGCGUUAUCGGGAAUACGCUGACGUUCGGCCUCGCCUACCCCCGCCAAGAAGCCUGCAGAGCCUAUUUUGCUUAUCACGUGACGAACAGUGCGGAAUGCCUGGCCUCCGGACAUAUCCUUCUCAUGCUGCACCGUGAUAUCAGCCCAUGGUGGGAUGUCACCUACGUCGGAUUUAUUAUUGGUCUUGGCAUCUACGUCGUCAAUAAUUCAAUAAUUAUCACGUUGACGUUGCGUCGGAUCAAGGCCCUGGGCUCCCUGAUGAGUCGAGUGGCCAGGGCGCGGCAUCUAGGAGCAUUAUAUGCUUUGUUACUGCAGGCCGUAAUGCCAGUGAUCGUCUACAUCGUUCCUCUGAUUUUAAUCAUGACGGCCGUCACUUCUAACAAGGAAAUCCCACAUAUGCAGAUCCUUAUUUUGAACCUACUGAACAAUAUUCUACCAAAAAUGACGCGUUUCGACUUUGAGGGUGGCACCUAUUAUUUCACAGAAACCCCAAAAAAUCUGACGAUCAACCUCGAGAUCCGGCGGAUUAUUGAGCCGCUCUAUUGGUCUGUGCUGCCGCUCUCAAUUUUUAUAAAUCUACUGGGAGGAUAUUGUAUUGUCAAGAAGUCGACGAAGGAUAUGGGGAGAUAUAAAUGGUUUCUUGGGUAUAUUUGGAUCUGGGCGUUUAUCGUCGAUAUGCUCAUCGCUUUAUGGCUUCAACCCCUUUCUUUUAUACCUCUAACUGGCGGUAUUGGGUUGAGACACCAUGGAUUUUGGCUAGAGUACAAUGAAAUCUAUAUGUUUGGAAUUACGUUACUGGCCUUCCUACACCUCCAAGUCGUUGCGGCUCUUACCACAUAUUCAAUGUCCAGUGUCCAGCAGCCAGCGGCUAGAGCUUAUUUGGCUUUUCACGUCUUGAAUUACCAAGAAAUUCUGGACUUUGGUCAUAAUUUAAUGCUUCUCCAUGGUGACCUAAACCCGAUGUGGGACACGACAAAUUGGGCGAUGAAUAUAGGCACCGGCAUCUUCAUGGUGAUCAAUGUCGCUGUCAUAACCCAGAUAUUUCGCCGCUUAAAACAAAUCGGCUUAUUGAUGAGUCGAGAAGCUUUUAGAAGGCACAUGAAGACGUUGAUCGCUUUGCUUUGCCAGGCCCUGAUCCCACUAGCUACCUAUAUUAUCCCAAUCAUCAUCAUCUUAGCUGCUGUUAAAGCGAAUUACGAGGGCGAUUACUUACAAGCCGCCUCCUGCUACAUCAUCGUGUUAAUGUCGACUCACGGUGCCUUGAAUUCAUUAGUAAUGAUCUGCACGCUAUGGGCUUUCCUCGUCGACAUCAUCCUCUCAUUUUUGAUACAGCCUCUAUCUUUUAUGCCGUUAGUUGGCGGGACGGGGCUGCGCCACUUUCGAUAUUCUUUCGAAUCCGAUGAGGCUUACCUUUUCGGGGUUACGGUAUUCGCAGUGGUUUGCAUAAACCUGUGCGAGAUGUCCAUCCAGGUCGGUUUUGUCUAUCGUCUCCUACUUCUUUACGAACGCUCAUGGCCGAUGCGGAGAAAACGAAACCUUUUUCUUCUACUCGCUUUUCUGCACCUUGAGAUCCUCGGAACGGUCGUGACCUAUUCAAUGUCACGGGUCCCACAACCUGCCGCAAAGGCCUACCUUGCGUAUCAUCUCCUCAACGCUCAAGAAUUUCUGGCGAGUAAUGAAAACUUGCUGAUGCUGCACGGGGACCUGAACCCGAUCCACCGUCGUUUUCCUAUCCAUCACUACCGCAGUGAUAUUUCAAAUAUUUCGGCGACUAAAAGCUAUUGGCGACCUGAUGAGCCACGCGACGAGGCGAAAGCAUCUCAAAACGGCGAUAGCAUUGAUAGGCCAGUCGUUUCUUGCUAUGUAAUCGUGCUGAUGUCGUCGCAUGGUGCCUUGAACUCGCUGGUGAUGAUCGCCACCGUGGCUUCCUACAGACAUUUUUGCAAAUCUGUGAUGCGAAAAUUCAUGUUUUCCUCGACCCUCAUGGGCCAUGGCGCCCUAUGGGCCUUUUUUGUCGACAUCAUCCUCUCAUUUUGGAUACAGCCUUUAUCAUUUAUGCCGCUAGUCGGCGGGAUGGGUCUUCGCAACUUUCGAUAUUCUUUCGAAUCCGAUGAGGCGUACCUUUUUGGAGUGACGGUCUUCGCAAUGCUUUGCAUAAACCUCUGCGAGAUGUCCAUCCAGGUCGGUUUUGUCUAUCGUCUCCUACUUCUCUACGAACGCUCGUGGCCGAUGCGGAAGAGACGAAACCUUUUGUUGGUACUCGCUAUUCUGCACCUUCAGAUCCUCGGAACAGUCGUCACCUAUUCCACGUCCCGUGUACCACAACCUGCUGCAAAGGCCUACGUUGCGUAUGCCAUAACCCCUCUAACAACUUAUAUAAUCCCGAUCGUUGUUAUUAUGGCUGCCAUGCUGGCCAACUAUCAGGCCGACUAUUUUCAAGUCGUUUCUUGCUAUGUAAUCGUGCUGAUGUCGUCGCAUGGUGCCUUGAACUCGCUGAUGAUGAUCGCCACUGUGGCUUCCUAUCGACAUUUUUGCCAAUCUUUCGUGCGAAAGCUCCUGUUUUCCUCGACCCUCAUGGGCCAUGGAGCCUUGUGGGCCUCACUGGUCGAUAUCCUAAUUUCAUUCUGGAUCCAGCCGCUCUCAUUUAUGCCAAUGACCGGUGGGAUAGCGAUCAGGAACUAUCAAAUCUCAUGGGAGCGGAGUGAGGCAUAUAUCUUUGGAUGUACGUUACAGGUCUUUGCAUUACUUUGCAUCAACCUCUGCGAGCUGUCGAUCCAACUUGGCUUCGUCUAUCGCUUGCUACUUCUUUACGAACACACUUGGGCCAUGCGCAGAACUAGGAAUUUGAUAAUGCUUCUAAUGGUCUUCCAUCUUCAAGUAGUUGGGGCGAUGGUGACCUACUCGAUGUCUAGCGUGCCUCAAGAAUCCGCAAGGGCAUAUGUAGCGUAUCACGUUCUCAACGCUGCCGAUAUCCUGGCCAUAAACCCAAAACUUUUGAUGCUGCACGCGGAUCUGAAUCCGAUGUGGGACACCACAAUGUUUGUGAUGAACUUUGGCAGGUCCACCGCCAUCUUCAUGGUCAUCAACGGGGUCGUUAUCUUUAAAAUCUUUCACCGCCUAAAAGCUAUUGGGUUUUUGAUGAGCCGCGUCGCGAGGGGACGGCAUUUGAGGACCGUGUUCGCGCUGCUUUGUCAGGCCGUUAUUCCAUUCGUUACCUAUAUCAUCCCGAUCGUCGCUAUUUUGACGGCCGUUAGAGCAAAUUACCAAGGAGACUAUUUGCAAACGGUCUCUUGCUACGUUAUCGUGUUAAUGUCUACGCACGGAGCUCUGAACUCCUUGGUUAUGAUCGCUACAGUAGCGUCCUAUCGCCAUUUUUGCAAAGCCUUUCUUCGAAAGUUACUGUUUUCCUCGACCAUCAUGGGCCACGGGGCGGCCAGCUCGAACUUGUGGUCGCGGACGGAUAGUAAUAAUCAGCAGCGGAAU